GGAGCCCGCUCGGCUCGGGGUUGGCAAGGAGUCCGGCGGUCAGCGGAUGGCAGAGUCCGAGGAUGGGGCAGUUAGUCAGGAAGCUGGGCCUGAGGGUACCUUCCCCGCGGGGGGCUCUGGGGCAGGUCCACCACCGAAAUCCGGAAGGAGAAAUCGCGAGACGCGGCGCGAUGCCGGCGCAGCAAGGAGACGGAGGUGUUCUACCAGCUGGCCCACACCCUGCCCUUUGCCCGGGGGGUGAGCGCCCACUUGGACAAAGCCUCCAUCAUGCGGCUGACCAUCAGCUACUUAAGAAUGCAUAAGCUGCUGAAUUCCGGAGAAUGGCGAGAGCAAGUCAAAGCAGAGGAACAGGUGGAUUCUUACUAUCUGAAGGCCUUGGACGGCUUCCUGAUGGUCCUGACCGAGGAAGGGGACAUGAUCUACCUCUCUGAGAAUGUCAACAAGCAUCUGGGUCUCAGCCAGCUGGAGCUGAUCGGCCACAGCGUGUUUGAUUUCAUCCACCCGUGUGAUCAGGAGGAGCUGCAGGAUGUGCUGAGCCCCAGGCAGGGUUUCUCCAAGAAGGCGGAAGUGAAGACGGAGCGGAAUUUCUCCUUGCGCAUGAAGAGCACGCUGACCACCAGGGGGCGCACCGUCAACCUCAAGUCUGCCACCUGGAAAGUGCUGCACUGCUCUGGGCACAUGCGCUGCUAUGCGCCUUCCAAGCCGGCCUCAGGGAAGGAAGGGGAAGGCGGCUUCGCAGAGCCCCCGUUGCGAUGCCUGGUGCUGAUCUGCGAGGCCAUCCCGCACCCCGCCAACAUCGAGACCCCCCUGGACAGUGGCACCUUCCUCAGCCGCCACACCAUGGACAUGAAGUUCACCUACUGCGAUGACAGGAUUGUCGAGAUGGCCGGUUACACCUCCGAGAGCUUGCUUGGCUGCUCCCUCUAUGAAUACAUCCACGCCUUGGAUUCGGAUUCCGUCAGCAAGAGCAUCAACACCCUGCUAAGCAAGGGCCAAGCUGUGACCGGGCAGUACCGCUUCCUAGCCAGGAAUGGUGGUUACAUCUGGAUCCAGACCGAGGCCACCGUCAUCUCCAGCAGCAAGAACUCCCAACCCGAGAGCAUCGUCUGCAUUCACUUCGUCUUGAGCCAAGUGGAAGAGAACGGCCUGGUCCUGUCCCUGGAGCAAACGGACCGCCAAGGCGAGCAUCGCCGGCUGCCCCCGCCCUGCCUCGAAGGGCUGGAUUCCGAUAGCGCCUUGGAAGAGAUGGACCCCAACAGCGGAGACACCAUCAUCAACCUCAGCUUUGAGCUUCGCGGUCCCAAAAUCCUGGCCUUCCUGCGCCCGGCCAACAUCAGCGAGGAGGAGCUGCAGCUGGAUCCCAAGCGCUUCUGCAGCCCGGAUCUCCAGAAGUUGCUGGGGCCCAUUUUCGACCCGCCUGGGGCCCAGAACUUGGCAGGGGGCACCGGGCGGGCAAAACCUCCCGCCCCGCUUCCCAAGGUGGCUCCGGUGGUAAAGAAGGUGUCUGGAAAUCACAGUCUGUCGGACCUGCCAGAAGAGCUGAUCUUCGACUUGGAGAACGUCCAGAAGCUCUUUGCAUCUAGCAAGGAGGAGCAGAGCAUGGAGACGGCGCUGCAGGAUUACGAAGGCCUCGACUUAGAGAUGCUGGCUCCUUACAUCUCGAUGGACGACGAUUUUCAGCUCAGCAGCACCGACCAUCCGCCCUGGCUGACCGAGAAACGAGGCGAUGCGGGGGCAGGACCCCGGUCCGCCUCGCCCCCUCCGAGACCUCGCUCUCGCAGUUUCCAUGGCGUGUCCCCACGCCCGCUGGAACCGGCUCCUCUUCCCCGCUGGGGCAGCGACAGCAGUUUGAGCCAAGGCCGCCCCGUCGAGACCCCUCUGGCCAACUCGCCCUGCGGAGAAGGCCAGAUGGUGGAGAUGGUGGCAUCGGUCAAGAUCCAGUCUGUGCAGGACGGGGCCGGUCUGAACGGCCAGAGGUCUCCCUUGGGCGGGAGGAAGAGGACUCGGGAGAUUAGCCUGGACGAAGAGAGGGACCUCUUCCUGGAGACCAGCCCCCCCAAGCGUGCCCAUAACCACGAGGCUGAAAGUUUCCUGAUGCCCUCGCUUAGCCUGGGCUUUCUGCUCAGCGUGGAAGAGUGUCUGGAUGCCCGGUCCGAGCGGGCUUCUGUGGUCCUGGGCAAGAAGCUGCUGGCCCUGGAGGAGCCCAUGGGCCUUUUAGGAGACAUGCUGCCCUUCGUGGUGGACGGACCAGCGCUCUCCCAGCUGGCCCUGUACGAUGGCGAGGAGGAGGUCUCCGGGCGUGGCGGAGAACACUUCCAGCUGGGGGAGGAACUCCUAGUGGAGCUGGACCAGGCCACCUGAAGUGGCGCCCUUGACCGCCCUCCCCCGCCCCCACCGCACCUCCAUCCCACACUCCUGCUCUGCAGAUGGGACACCCGGAACCAAAUCCAACCAAACGCCCUCAGGGAGGGGUUCCUCCCGGCCCCUCCCCCACCCGUCCACCCCUCCCCUGGCGUUCUUAGGACUCUUCCUACCUCAGUCCCGUCCCCUCCCCCCCAGGCAGCCUCUCCCCUCUGGAGACGGUGGGGGAGGAAGGCCUCUGCCACCCCUAUUGGUGCUUAUCCGCCUGAAUGUUCUUGAACCCAAGAGGAAGGGGGAACCCAGGGGUGGGAUCGAUUCCCGGAGGGAAGAGAAAGCACCACAGAGGGAUCCCACCACCCACCACCCCCGGACGAGAAAGAGCGGUGCGGAGCCCCCGGGGCCUGUACUUUUUCCUCUGUCCUCUGCUCGCGAGGACAGACCCUUCAGCACGCGCCCGGGUUGUAAGGUCAGCCGUUCCUGGGACAAAGGGGUUUAGCCCUUCGAGGGAGGUGAAAAGUGGGGAGAACCUGCUCCGAGAACGGGGUGAACGUCCAUCUGCGUUAGCCUCUCGGGGGUGUGUGUGUGGAAAUGCCUCGCCACGACUUCCCCAACAUACGUACGGUGCCUCCCGUCGACCUCAAAGCAAGGUCUCACCUUUUGAAAAGGAAAAGCAGGGAGGUCCUCAAGAGUGUCUGCUCCUGAGAGGACGUUUUGGCCAGGUGGGAAACACCUGUCCUGGACUCUUAGAGCGAUCUUUCCCCCUUAAAGAUGGCCGACCGAUGGAAGAAUCAGCCCCCAGAACAGCUGGUGCUUCGGCCCUAUCCGGGCCUACUUAAAAGAUCUUUUUCUGUUUACAAAACGUUCUCAGUUCUGCCUACGUUCAGCGCAGAGAAAAAUCAGAUGCCAUGUUGAAAACAAGGCAAGCUGGAAAUAAAAGCGUCAGAACAAAAAAACAACAACAACCAAACACCGAUUUUUUUUAAGAAAAAAGCAUGCCAGCUUCCCUUAUCAAGCAGUCCCCAGGUGUGUUUUGAAGGCAGGUAGCAGAUCUGUGACUCGGCCAGCUGUCACGGCAAGGCAAAGCACAUCUGGAAACAGACGGAUUGGGGAAAACUGGCUAGCUUGAAAAUUUUGACGCCUGGGAGGGGGGGUUGGGGAAACAUCCCAAAAUAAUUUUUUUUUAAAACAACACCCAACGCCCCAUGCAACAUUUUGAACCUGCCAGUCGUCAAAACUUUCCGAGAAAAAUAGAGGAAAAAAAAAAAUUGCAAAAUUCCCAAAUUCUAAAAAAAAAGGAUUGCCAAAUCCGAAAUCCGAAGAGAAAUUUUCAGGAGCCUUAAAAGUACGGCCUAAAAAAAAAAA
Messenger RNA from Pseudonaja textilis, 3723 nucleotides. Lineage: Eukaryota; Metazoa; Chordata; Lepidosauria; Squamata; Elapidae. The record is from RefSeq and is a predicted model, not a curated record.